CACCAAUUUUGCGGGGCGGACAAAACACCGGAAAUCCCGAAUCGAAUCCAAGCUCCUUUCUGUGUCGGUGCUGUGCAAUAGUGUGUUCUGCGUAGUUCCCGAGUGAAGAAACCGAUGUGCAAUAGAGUCUAAAGCAGCAGCAGUGGAAGACAAUCGUCAGGAAGUACGCAAUUGAGAUGCGUAUCGACUGGUCCUUGGUGCACCGCUAGCAAAGGAUUGACCGUCGGCAAAUCGAUUCAUUAGGACCUGCACCGGUGCAUGCUUGACGGAUACUGUUAGCAACCACAGGAUUUACUACAUCGCGCGCACCAGCGCCAGGGACUGUCACGGACACAGUGGACGCGAAGUGACCACAAUGAACGUACCGCAGUAUCCACCGCCGAAUGGCUGCUAUACGGACAUUAAGCAAGGCAUCCUUGCGUACACGAUGCCCUUGCGCACGGACCUUGGCGAUAUACCCGGUCCACCAGUAGGCCUGCUGCCGGAGACGGACGAGAGCAAAGGCGGGAGCUCCAAGAAGAAACGCCGAGCUUACGUGAACGAGAGUGAAGAGGCCCGAGCCCGCCGUUUAGCGCGCAAUGCCGAGCGAAUGCGACAGAAGCGUGCGACAGAAACGGAAGAGGAAUACCGGCUGCGGUUGUCCAAGAACGCGGAAAGCAAUCGGCGGAAGCGAAUGAAUGAGACUGAGCUGGAGCGAACCAUGCGCCACGCACGGAGUGCCGCCCGGGAACGGCUGCGGCGAGCAAUGGAAACACCGGAGCAGCGCGCCGUGCGGUUGGCCAAACUUGCGGAACGAAUGCGGGCUGCGCGGGCAAACGAGACAGCGGAGCAGCGGGCGGUACGCUUGUCGAAGAAUGCUGCCAAGGCGAAGGAGCGUUUGCUGAAGGAAUCGCCCGAACAGUGGAUCGAGCGGAAGCGCAAAAAGGCAGAGUACGCACGUCGCAAGCGUAGUGGCCAUAGCCUGCAGAACAGCUCGGCCGGCAGUAGCAGCAGCAACGAUGCGGCCAUACACAGCGUGCUACCCAAUGACCCGACUUCAUUCGGACAGGUGACUGCGUCGCAGCUGGCCCACGGUUACUUGCCGCACCUCGACCACCAUCAUCACCACCACCACCAUCAUCUUCCGUCGCUUACGGCCACCGACAACCCGCCGGACGUGAAAGACAUUAAACUGAUAGCGUCGCCGAAGCAGGAUGGGGAUAUGCCGGAGCACAUCUACAGCACACCGCAGCUCCCGUUCCUGUCGGCCGAGCUGAAGCCACCCGAAUUCGUGAACGGCCAUCUGCCGCCUGACCUGCAGAGCACCAGCAGCGUGUACAAGUUUCAUACUCUACCGUACUCGAUGCCGGUGAGCGGGGCCAUCGUCGCAACAUCGACGCCGUCGCAGCAUCUUCACGCCCCUCCGGCGGAGUACAAGAAUGGCCGGUAUGUUGGAGGAGUACCACGGCGAAAUAUGAAUGGAUUUUUCCAACUCAACGCGACGUACUACAAUGAGUUCAAGCAAGAAGUGGGCACCGGAGCAUACGCAGGUGCACCAACUCAGCAAACGCAGCAGCAACAUCAGCAGCAGUCCAGUACCGUCGCUGGCUCUGGCCAGAUAGAUCCACUAUCCGCAGAAGCACUCACCAAAAACCAGCGACGAUUCCUCAAGGAAACGGAAGAGUCACGGGCAAGGCGCCUGGCUAAAAACGCGGAGCGAAUGCGCCAGAAGCGGGCGGCCGAAACGGAAGAGCAAAGCCGGAAGCGUAUGGCCGAAAACGCCGCACGUAUGCGACGGAAACGGGCGGCCGAGUCCGAAGAAGACUAUCGCCAGCGGAUGGAACGUUACGCAGCGUUCAAGAUGACCGAGGACUAUCAGCGGCGGCUGGCUGAGAACGCCGAGCGCAAUCGGCGGCGAAGACAGAACGAGUCCGAGAUGGAGCGGAGCAUCCGCCGGGCACGGAGUGCUGCCCGGGAACGCUUGCGGCGUGCAAUGGAAACACCGGAACAACGGGCCGUGCGCCUGGCGAAGUUGGCCGAGCGGAUGCGGAUAACACGCGAGCGACUGUGGCACACGAUCGAAACCCCCGAGCAGCGAGCGGUGCGAUUGGCAAAGUUGGCCGAACGGAUGCGCGUUGCCCGGGCAAAUGAAACCCCCGAACAGCGAGCAGUGCGCCUGGCGAAGAACGCGGCCCGCGCACGGCAAAGGUUUCUGAACGAAUCGCCCGAACAGUGGAUCGCACGGAAGCGCAAGAAAGCCGAAUAUGCACGCCAGAAACGGGCGGCGGCCGGGGAUAUCGCCCACGGAAGCCAAGGCACCAGUUCCCACUUACACACCAGCCAACAUAAUGGCAAUCUGUCGCAGCAGCAACCAACUACUUCGCUUGAUCCAACGAACUUCAAUGUUGGACAAACCCCGACAACGUUACCGGAAACCCUCCUGCAUCCGGGGGUGAGCCAUUCAACGAACCUACCUAUGCCGAGUGCCACCUCGUAUGUGAUGAACCUGAAGGACAAUCACAAGCUGACGGUUUCGCCGGCAAAACAGGCUCACGGAACCGAACUACACUCGGACGCAGUGUACUCCACGCCAACGGGGCAGAUUCAUCACAUUUUCACCGGCGCCGAUAUCAAGAACGGGCAACAAUUGGUCAUGCAAACGGAUCCCAGCUGCCCCAACAGCUUGUACAAGUUCCACAUCCUGCCCCAUCCAUUUACUAACGCAGCAAUGGCCUCUGAUUUUCGUGCAGGCCGCGCGCCACUUUUGACGGGUGUGCUUUGUCAAAAGCAUGUGAAACGACGGAGGACGCGGUACCUGAGACGGAGCGUGCAAACCAUGAAUGGAUUCUUCCAAAUCCAAAACCCGUACUACAAUGAUAUCAAGCAAGAGAUUGUGGUCCCAUACGCAACAGCAGCAGCAGCAGCCGCCGCAGCAGCCGCAGUGGCCGCAGUUUCCGGAGCACCCCUGCAACAACAAACUGUCGUCCCGAGCCCUUCAACGGGUCCCACUGACGGCGGAGUGCUAGACGCACAGUUAGCGCUAAGCAAAAGUCAGCGACGAUUUUUGCACGAAAGUCCGGAGGCACGAGCAAAACGGUUGGCUCGGAACGCCGAGCGAAUGCGCCAGAAGCGGGCGGCCGAAACGGAGGACGAGUACCGGAAACGGAUGGCACAGAACGCGGAAAGGAUGCGCCGCAAACGGGCGGCCGAGACGGAGGAAGAGUACCGACGGCGCAUGCAGCGGUGCGCGGACAGCAAGUUGAGCGAAGACUAUCGCAUGCGUUUGUCAAAGAAUGCCGAGCGGAACCGUCGCCGAAGACAAAAUGAGACUGAGAUGGAGCGGACCAUCCGCCGGGCACGGAGUGCGGCCCGGGAACGUUUGCGACGUGCAAUGGAAACUCCGGAGCAGCGAGCCGUGCGCCUGGCGAAGCUAGCCGAGCGGAUGCGGGUUGCGCGGGCGAACGAACUACCCGAACAGCGGGCGAUGCGGUUGGCCAAGAAUGCUGCCAAAGCCAAGGAACGGCUGCAGAACGAGACACCCGAGCAAUGGAUCGACCGGAAGCGGAAAAAGGCAGAAUACGCGCGCCACAAACGAAGCGUCGGUGGUACCGCGGACACAGGCAGGCCGGGACUGUCUGGCUCUGCAUCGAGCAGCGUUAGUGCAAGCACCAGCCUAAGUGUAUCUUCUAAUGGGGACACGAAUGGGUUUGCGAUUGCCGGAAACCCCGUCUACAGUGGGCUCGACCUUCACCAACCCCUCGGACACCAUCCGACCGCGUCGCUGGUGACGUCCAUCCCGUCCACGGUAGACCUGAAGGACAUCAAGCUGAUAGCGACCUGCAAACCAACCAACGCGCUGCACCUUCCGGAGCAACUGUACGCCACUUCACACGUUCCCUUCGUUGGCACCGACCCAAAGCCACCCGAGUUUCUAACUGCCGGCAGCGUCCACAACGGUCCCCCGAUCAUGCAGCCCGAUCUCUACAAGCUGCACAUUCUUCCUUAUUCUUUCUCGUCCCCGGCGGUCGGUGUCGGUAGCGGUGCCAUGCAGCAGCAGCCGAUGCAAAUGGACUACAAAUCAAAGUAGCCGUUGUGAGACCACUACUGCGCUGCACGACAUGAAAGGCCGUUUUUCGCUAAUCUAGUCUACAGGGGGGAGGGUUUGGCAUAAUUUUCUUCUCUUCAUAUGCAUGAAUGGAUGUUCAGUUUUUGCAUUGCUAAAGAAAGGUAGAAUAAUUUCAAACGGUAAUGAACAUUAAUUUAACAACAGCACGUGGCCUAGUAACUUUCUUUCGUGGUUGAAUGAAACAAGAACGAACAGAAAAGAAGAUUGCCUGCUAAAUAGCAAUAAAUUAUUCUCCUUCAUUCCAAACGCACGGAUAAGUGUUACGCUGGAUUCUCGCUUCAGUUGGAAUGGGUCCGCUGAGCCAGAGUAGACUUUAUUCGCUUUUCUUUCAUUU
Molecule: messenger RNA, 4439 nt
Organism: Anopheles bellator
Lineage: Eukaryota; Metazoa; Arthropoda; Insecta; Diptera; Culicidae
Exons: 4
Coding region: 356-4066 (1236 amino acids)
Source: RefSeq, a predicted model, not a curated record